Messenger RNA from Cladocopium goreaui, 5502 nucleotides. NCBI's taxonomy places the organism in Eukaryota, Dinophyceae, Suessiales, Symbiodiniaceae. The record is from the annotation of a GenBank genome assembly.
AUGUUUGGCGAGGCCUGUAGCUCGACGGCGCUUAUGAAGACCCUGACUGAGGAUGCCAAGUGCAAGGGAGCCAAGGUGCUGAACGAAGCCGCGGGUGGAGGUCAUUUGGAUCGCAGCCUCUUCGCGCCUGCAGUGCUGUAUCCCGUGACUGCUGAGAUGCAGCUCUGGACGGCAGAGCAGUUCGGGCCAGUGGUUCCCAUCGCCCCUUUUGACCGCCUCGAGCAGCCAAUUGAGUGGCUGCGGAAGUGUGCCCUGAGCACCUGUAGGGUGAACCUCAAUGCACAAUGCCAGUCUUCAGCUCAGUUUGGGUUUUCUCGAUAUGAACUGAGGCGUGGGCCUGACAUGUAUCCCUUUGCCGGAAGGACUGGGGUUUGGCCUUGUCCUGGAUUUGCUGUGGGUGGUGAAAGAGCGCUGGAGGAGAACAGGUUGUUGAGGGAAGAAGUUCGAUUGUUGUCCGCCCGUGUGGACGACCUGACUGAUCAGCUGAGCGCACUUAGACUGGACGUGGAAGUUAGUCGUGUAUCUGGGGAACAGAGUUGUCCAUCUGAUCUCCCAGCUGCCAGUGCUUCUGCUGCUUCGGAAACAGGAACUAUCGUGGAGAGGUUUUCACUCAGCCUUGCAAUUUGUUCCAUCGAUUCAGUGAAGCCAAAGCAGAGUGCAGCGGCGAGAGAGGAUUGUAGUUGCAGAGGCCGGGGCAACCUUGCCGUAGACAUGGAAGCAGAAGCUGAUUUUGGUGCCGAGGCUGACAUUGACCUCGACCCUGAAGAGCCAAUGCGAAUGCAAGACCACUACGUAGUUGUUAACGACGUAGUUAAUUAUUAUUUUCAGUCUGGGAAGUUGCCUUUAGCUGCCGGCAGUGGUGUGUGCGAAGUCAUCAUAAUCACAGAAGCCGAAGGCAAACUCCUGGUUGCCCUCCCUGCCGAAGUUUGGAGCAGGCGGGUCAAUACUAGAUUGCUGGAUCAGAGAGGCCUUGCCAGGCCUGUCCUAUGCUCAGUGGUAGGAUGCCAUCCAGAGAGUCGCGAUAUGCAAGACGAAUCAGUGAAUUUGCGCGUGUGGAUAGGUUUCUUGUCCGACGCACUUGCAGCAGCGAUCGAUUUCGAUGUUCCAGAUCGUAUGGCCUUAGAUUAUCCUAUUCUCAGUUCUCCCUUGCCCGAAUUCAUCCCGUACAGUCAGAGUCUAGUAGAAGUGAUGCAAGAAAGGUUCAGCUUUUUCAGUGCCGAAUCGGGCGGAGGUGCGCCUACAGACCCAAAAGGUCCUGCAGCCCCAAGUGCCGAAGCAAGACUAGGAGCUGUCGAAUCCACACUUGCCGACAUUCAGAAAAGCUUAGCCGUUUUGCUAGAAUCCCCCAAAGCUGCAAGUUUGCCUGGACCCAGUCAGGCAAGACCAUCUGCCCUGCGCCCUGCAGGCGCUGCUCCAAAAAGACCUGCGGAUCGAGUGAAGAUCCUGGAACCGUCAACAAAGCUAUCCGGUUUGGAUGGAUCUGUGGUACAAGCAGCUUUGGCUGCUGGGGUUCCAGAAGAGCAUUUGCGGGAGAUGUCAGAGUUUCUCAGAAGGAAUCCAAACCGCAUGGGCGACAUCCCAGCGAACCGUGGCAAGGCGAAAGAAUUGGACGAUCUGUCCGACUCAGAAGACGAGGAAGCCGAAGUGGAAGAAUCCUUGAACGCCCAGAUGCAGCCAGGGUCCCCAGGAGAUGGUGGUGUAGCAAAAGCUAUCGUAAAGCUCACGAAAGUUUGCUCUGCCCUUGCCGAGAGCAGAUCGAGCAAAAAGAGUCUGGAAGGACUUUUAGACUCCGGAAGUGCAAGCAGCGACGGGUCUGGGUUGGGAAGCUCACGCCGCAAUGCAGCCGCUUUGAGGCUGUUGAAAGACAGCCUCGUGAAGGACCCGGAGCUCAUCUACAAGUCCAUAGAGAGCAACAUGGCUUCGGACUUCCUGAGUCGUCCAGCUGCUCCAGGGACCCCUCUAGCGGGCGCGACCGCGAGAGGAUGGCUGGAAUCAAGGAGCCGCCUGAUGAACUACACGUCUCAUGUGAGAUGGACAUGGGCAGUUGCAGGGAUUUGGGAUUCAUUGAUGAGAGGAGAAGUUGCUCAGGCCAGAGCCCGAGCGGCUUUGUUAGUCGCAGCAGCGGACCAGGCGUCAAUCGACCAAGGGUCCUGGCUACUGAGCAAUGUCAUGAUGUUGGAACCAUCAGCUCCCUUCAGUUCCUUUGCAGGCCAUCAUCCGCCAGGGCCACAAGACCUACAGCACACAGCCUUGAUCGACAGCCGCUGGAUCGAACUGUUUCUGGGCCAUGUCAAAGAGAUGGACAGUUACCAAGAAGCCAAGAAACGCCUGAGCAGAGACACCAAGCGAGAGCAGCCAGACCCUCGUCCUGCAGCAAAGGAGAAAGCCAAAGCCAAAGCGAAGGGAGGAGCAAAAGGGGGAAAAGGAGCCGCAGCUGGGACUUACGAAGGUCGAAGUAUCUUUAACAGCAUGAUGAGAAAUUUGCUUAAGUCUCAAUGCGGUUUUGGUAGGUUUGCACGUUCCUCCAUAGGCCUUGCCGAGCCAAGUGUUGCUCUUACAGAACCUUCUUCCAAAGGUUUCCCGCUGCCUUUGCCGUAUCCUGAAGCUUUCCGGAAGGGUUGGAAGGCAUCUGCAGAAGAAGUGUCUAGGAAAAAGAUGAUGAACUGUUGCAUUAUUUGCUUGAACUAUCUUCACCUAGGACGCCCUUCUAACUGUCCGGCGAAUUUGAAAGCUGGAAACCGACUGAGCAAAAGCCAGUGGAGCAUUGUUCGUCGUUUGGAAGUGUUUUUGGAUGACUGGAUUUCCUGUGAGAAAGUCGGGCCUAGUGCUAUGGGGCGCACAGCUCCAAAAGUCGAGAGCCUUGAGGAAAUGCUAGAGAAACUCAGCCAGGUUGCCAGAGAACUGCCUAAGCUAGGGGUUGAAGCCUACUUCCCAACAACCUACGUGAGCCCUAAGCUAGGUAGCAGCAAGAGUGAUGCGGGCUUGGUAGUCGGCCAGUUGAACCAUGCCCCUUUCAGCACUUUCAAGCCUGUGGAUCCUGCGCGAUUAAAGUUCACAGGUCGGCCUGAAUUCGAUCCAGUUCCUUUUCUCGAUCCUAUUUCAGCCGAAGUGUACAAUAGCCCCUUGCAAUGCAGCCUCGACCCAGGCGAUUUUGUUGGAGCCGUGCCUUUUGUCCAGGUGCACUGCAGCCCAGAGAAAAAGCUGGAGCUGUUUAACCUCCUUGACCACAGCGGCAGAUUGGCGCUGCAUCCACCGUCUGCAGUGCGGCCUAAGUUUGCUGCGGGCCUUUUCUCAGUUGUGAAGAAUUUAGAAUAUGACCGGCUGAUUCUAGAUUCGCGCCCUAGCAAUCUCUUGGAGCAACCGCUACAACGUUGGGUGCGAUCCUUAGCUAGCAGCGAGAGCCUCUGCAGAUUGUUCAUCCCACCGAAUCGAAAGAUCUUGACCUCCUCCAACGACUUGAAGGAUUUUUAUUAUCUUUUCAAAAUCUCUGAAGAGCGAUCACGUAAAAAUAUCCUAGCAGGGCCCAUUACACCAAGUCAGGCUUCCUCCUUUAGUUGCUUCCGGGAAGAAUUUUGGGAGGAAGAAAAGUUGUAUGGGUCACUUUGCACCCUUGCUAUGGGAGAUAGCCAAGCUGUGGGGCUAGCGCAGACCUGUCAUCUAAGCCUGGCCCUCCGCAGCGGUGUCAGAAGCGACCAACUCUUGACUUUGUCUGGACAGAUACCCAGAGGGCCAAACUAUACUGGGAUAGUGAUCGAUGAUUUUGUGUCGUUGGCUGAGGUGAGUAGAGAAGCUAUACUGCCGAGUGCCAGUGCUGCCGAAGCUGAUAGGAUGUACAACACGUAUGCAACAGUGAAACUCAUCCCAAACAAAGAAAAAGCAUGUAGAGACGAAACCAAAGCCACCUUUUGGGGAAGUGAUUUUGAUGGAGACCGCGGGCUGUGCCGCGGCACCUUGAGCCGUGCCAUUCCUUUGGCCGGACUGGUGCUUAGAGUUUGCCAACUAGGACACAGCACAGUUGAACUCCUCCAGAUCAUUUGCGGCUCCUUGGUCUCUCUUUUCCUUUACCGCAGAAGAUUGCUUAGUUUGAUGGACGCAGUUUUUCAAUCCUCUGUAGAUCGCAAAGGCGAAGAAAUCGUCAAGCUGAGUGGUAGGGCCUUAGGUGAGCUCCUGAUGAUGGUAGUUUUACUUCCUUUUGCCUGUACCAAUUUGCGUGCGCAGUUCAGGAAUAGGAUUUCAGCCACUGAUGCCUCAGAUGUUGCAGAAGCUGGGGUUAGAGCGACAAUCCCUUGCGCUGUCGCGCAGGAGCUUUGCCGACAUAGCCUGAAGAAGAGCGUAUGGUCAAAGUUGCUUCCACCUGGCAAGGCCUGGUUCAGAGCAAGAGGCUUGUUAGACCCAUUAGAAGAAUUGCCUGAAGGAGAAGAGCCGAUUCAAACUAAUCCUUUGUGGGAGUGUCUUGCCAGAAGUUUGCAGUACCGCAGAGUUUUUGCCACUCACGUGAAGAGCCGAAGACACAUCAACAUAGGAGAGCUUCGAGCGUUCCUCCGGAUGGAAAGCAUAAAUGGGUUUGAAAAGCCUUGCAGUAGAGAACUUUAUGGCCUGGACUCCCAAGUUGUCCUAGGUGCUGUUUGCAAGGGCCGCAGUAGUAGUGCUGCUUUAAACCGAGAGCUGACAAAAUCUCUAGGCAAUAUGCUUGGUUUGGAACUGUACGACGAGCUGAUGUAUUUUGAAACCAGCUUGAAUCCUGCAGAUGACCCAACCCGAGGGAAAGCUGUUCGGGAAGCUGUUGAAGCGCCGCCAUUUUGGUGGCCCCUUCUUGAACGACAAGAGUUUCAGAAAUUUGAUGCAUGGCUAGAGGCCAAUGGACUAGGGUUUCAAAGCAUUUCCGGACUCCCUGAUUUUUCUGAAUUGUACAGUGAGACCACAUGUUUUUCAGAUAGCACUGCUCCGUUCGUAGAGAGCCGAGCCUGCUCUGAUUUUCCCGGGGGCUCCUAUGAUGAAUCGUUUCCGGCUGCUUGGGAUGACAGUUCGCUCCCAGUGCCCUCGAAGACAGGAGAAGCAUGCCGAUCAAGAAUGACAGACCACGCCGAAAGUUUGCCACAUGCGAAAAGUCUAGAAGCUGCAGUAGCGAAUUUCUUGGCAGCGUUCAGCUGCGACCAUCACCAGAUGACUGUUGCGGAAGCCGAGACUUGCGUGCGGUUUCUUAGAAGACUAGAUGUCAACCAAUUCCAUUCAAAAUUUGAGUCUCAGUUUUUUCCCAGUAGACCCGGCUACCUUGAUUUGUACUCCGGAGAGAAAGGAAUUGCCAAAGAAAUAGCUUGCCAUAGCUGGUGUGCAACCUUUGAACUGCUGGACGGGAUUGGACAAGACCUCAGUGAUGAGCAACUGCGGGAUGACAUCACCAGUGUAACCCAAGCAGGUAUUCCAGAAAUGAGUGAAAAGAUGAAAGUGAAAGUUCUGGAAGGCAACUCUAGCGUUUGGUACUGCCUGGCGGAAGAGGACUAA